CUUGAUGAUUAUAAAAAUUAGAAAGAAAGGUAGAUAAUUGAAUAUUCAAAGAGAAUAAAACGAAAUGAUAAUAAUGAUUGUUAAUAAAUUAGAUAGAAAUAAAAUCAAUAAAGAUAGAGAGUUUGACUCUGUUAACUUUAAAUGAA
Messenger RNA from Paramecium sonneborni, 146 nucleotides. Lineage: Eukaryota; Ciliophora; Oligohymenophorea; Peniculida; Parameciidae. The record is from the annotation of a GenBank genome assembly.